Molecule: messenger RNA, 5287 nt
Organism: Aptenodytes forsteri (emperor penguin)
Lineage: Eukaryota; Metazoa; Chordata; Aves; Sphenisciformes; Spheniscidae
Gene: ZRANB1
Product: zinc finger RANBP2-type containing 1
Exons: 11
Coding region: 464-2590 (708 amino acids)
Biological process (GO): cytoskeleton organization; positive regulation of Wnt signaling pathway; protein K29-linked deubiquitination
Cellular component (GO): cytoplasm; nucleus
Molecular function (GO): cysteine-type deubiquitinase activity; K63-linked polyubiquitin modification-dependent protein binding
Source: RefSeq, a predicted model, not a curated record
AGGUAAUGGGAGCUUCUUGCUGGUAUCUGUGAAUUUUGGAUAGCAGAACUUCCAUGAUAUUGCCUAUAGUACAAUAUCACGUAUUGUCGAUACUUUAUCAGAAAUAAAGUACGGUGUGAGAAGUAUUUCAGAAUCGAGCUUGUUUUUGUGAACUGAAGUUUAAAAGAAAUUAGAAAAGUUCGAUUAACGAGUGAGGCAAACCUUGGUAAUCCACACUUCCAGCGCCUUUCUGACUCUACCUUCGCAGUCCCACGCUGCGGCAGCUUCCUGCCAGGAUAAGGAAUAGUUAUCUGCUUAGUCUCAUCCUUCAUAUUUGGCAAUCUGAGGAAAAGGUCUGAGCCAGCAUGAAGACAGAAUCCCCUCUUCAUUAGAGAAAAAAGCUCCUAUGCAACCGUUGUGUACUAAUGAUGUAUUCUGAUUACUUAGCUUUCUGCCUGACGCAGUUCAUUUCAAGAAGUGCACGAUGACAGAGCGUGGAAUUAAAUGGGCUUGUGAGUAUUGUACAUAUGAAAAUUGGCCAUCUGCAAUCAAAUGUACCAUGUGUCGUGCUCAGAGACCUAGUGGAACAAUUAUCACAGAAGAUCCAUUUAAAAGUGGUUCAAGUGAUAUUGGUAGAGACUGGGAUCCUACGAGCACUGAAGGAGGGAGUAGUCCUUUGAUAUGUCCAGAUUCUAGUGCAAGACCAAGGGUUAAAUCAUCUUACAGUAUGGAAAGUGCAAAUAAAUGGUCGUGCCACAUGUGCACAUACUUGAACUGGCCAAGAGCGAUAAGGUGUACUCAGUGCUUGUCUCAACGUAGGACCAGGAGUCCCACAGAGUCUCCUCAGUCUUCAGGUUCUGGUUCAAGACCAGUCCCUUUUUCUGUUGAUCCAUGUGAGGAAUAUAAUGACAGAAAUAAACUAAACACAAGGGCUCAGCACUGGACUUGUUCUGUUUGUACAUACGAAAACUGGGCGAAGGCCAGGAAAUGCGUUGUAUGUGAUCAUCCCAGACCUAACAACAUAGAAGCAAUAGAACUGGCAGACACAGAAGAGGCUUCUUCAAUCAUAAAUGAGCAAGACAGAGCUCGAUGGAGAGGAAGCUGUAGUAGUGGUAAUAGCCAAAGAAGAUCUCCACCUACAACCAAACGUGAAUCUGAUGUGAAAAUGGACUUCCAAAGAAUUGAAUUGGCUGGAGCUGUGGGCAGUAAGGAAGAACUUGAAGUUGACUUCAAAAAACUAAAGCAAAUAAAAAAUAGAAUGAAAAAGACCGACUGGCUGUUUCUAAAUGCUUGUGUUGGAGUUGUAGAAGGUGACUUAGCUGCUGUUGAAGCUUACAAGUCAUCAGGAGGAGAUAUUGCCCGCCAGCUUACUGCAGAUGAAGUACGCCUGCUAAAUCGCCCUUCUGCUUUUGACGUUGGGUACACGCUUGUACAUCUGGCAAUACGCUUUCAGAGACAAGAUAUGCUAGCAAUUUUGCUUACAGAGGUGUCACAACAUGCAGCGAAGUGCAUUCCUGCCAUGGUAUGUCCAGAGGUCACAGAACAAAUUCGUCGUGAAAUUGCUGCAUCUCUUCAUCAACGAAAGGGAGACUUUGCUUGCUAUUUUCUGACUGACCUUGUAACGUUUACGUUACCUGCAGAUAUUGAAGACUUACCACCCACAGUCCAAGAAAAGUUAUUUGACGAAGUACUUGAUAGAGAUGUUCAGAAAGAGCUAGAAGAGGAAUCUCCCAUUAUUAACUGGUCAUUGGAACUGGGUACGCGCUUGGACAGCAGAUUAUACGCACUUUGGAAUCGGACUGCAGGGGACUGCCUGCUUGAUUCAGUACUACAAGCCACUUGGGGCAUUUAUGACAAGGAUUCAGUGCUGCGGAAAGCUCUUCAUGACAGUUUACAUGACUGCUCACAUUGGUUCUAUACACGCUGGAAAGAGUGGGAAUCGUGGUAUUCCCAAAGCUUUGGUUUACAUUUCUCAUUGCGAGAGGAACAGUGGCAGGAAGAUUGGGCAUUCAUACUCUCUCUUGCGAGCCAGCCUGGAGCGAGUUUGGAGCAGACACACAUUUUUGUACUUGCACAUAUUCUUAGAAGACCAAUUAUAGUUUAUGGAGUAAAAUAUUAUAAGAGUUUCCGAGGAGAAACGUUAGGAUAUACCCGCUUUCAAGGUGUAUAUUUGCCUUUGUUAUGGGAACAGAGUUUUUGUUGGAAAAGUCCUAUUGCUCUGGGCUACACAAGGGGCCAUUUCUCUGCUCUGGUUGCCAUGGAGAACGAUGGUUAUGGCAAUCGAGGUGCUGGUGCUAACUUGAACACUGAUGAUGAUGUUACUGUUACUUUUCUACCGUUGGUGGAUAGUGAGAGGAAAUUAUUGCACAUUCACUUCCUUUCUGCUCAAGAGAUAGGUAAUGAGGAGCAGCAAGAAAAGCUGCUUCGGGAAUGGCUGGACUGCUGUGUGACAGAAGGAGGGGUUCUCGUUGCGAUGCAGAAAAGCUCUCGUAGGCGCAAUCACCCGCUGGUCACCCAGAUGGUAGAGAAGUGGCUCGAUCGCUACCGACAGAUCCGCCCUUGUACAUCCCUUUCCGAUGGCGAGGAAGACGAGGAUGAUGAUGAUGAAUGAUGAAGAAAUUGAAAAGAAAAUUACCAGCACAGAGUGUCUGACCCGGAGUUAGCGUUGUGCUCUAGCAGUUCGUUGUGGAACGACCCAAUUCUAGAGGAAACAUGCUGUAAAGGAUUUUUCUAACCAGCGUGGAGAGAGUCUAGAAGCUCAUCUGCUGCGUGAAGAGCGCGAAACGGGCUGGACAACAGUUUGUAUAAAAACAAAGAAAAAGAAACAAAAAACAGCUAAUUUUAUUAUCAAGACAGAAAAAAACAUUUUUCUUUCUGAUUGUAAAUCUGUCUAUAAAUGUACCGCAUGUGGUUGUGUAAGAGGUUGUGUAAUAGGAAAAGUAUACCAGCAUCUUAAUUAUUGCGAAGAAAUUUUUCAAGUAAGGGCACUUAUGAAAGCACAUGUUAGAUUGGAUAUCUCUUCCCUCCAAGAUUCUUUUACAGUAGAACUUGGUAUUCUACAUCACCUUUUAGAUGAUACUCUGACACAUUUCCGUGAAAUACCCUUUUAUGUGAAAUCUCACUAGUGCCCAGGUCAGAUUGUGAGGUUUUUUUGUUUGCACAAAAUAUCCACAGCAAGUCGUAAGCAAAAAUACAUUCGUUAUUUUACUAAUAUUUUAGUUACUGCUGUGCCCAUAUAAUAAAAUCUAAACUCUAUGGAACAAACUGGAAGAGAAGCUAAAUUUUUCAUUGAGUGAAAUGAUUUGUUUUCUGAAAAAGUUUUGGGUUUUCUUUUCUUUUUUUUUUCCUUCUAAUAGUUAAUAGAUUCCUUUCAGUAUACAUAAGAAUAUUUAUUCAGAGAAGUGACCUAAAAUAAGGGUUUUUAUUCCAGCGAGCAUAUACUAAACAAAAUUGUGUGAAAUUUGAGAACUCACACUAUUGAGAAUUUCAUAUUGUUAGAACUCCGUCUUGCUGUGAUACAAACCAUGUAUCAUUUUAUCAUUUAUUCUUUCAUCAACUUAAACAUUGCUGCAAAUGAAGAAACACCUUUUUUAAAGGCUUACUCCUCGGUCAUUAAAUCUAGUGAGAAUACACUUGGCAGUUCUGAUUAAAAAGAAGAAUCUAUGCUAAAGUUGUUUUUAAAAGCACUGUGUUAUAUGUUUCUCAGUAUGUAAACCUGGGAAUUUCUUGCAUGUUGAUUGAUGUGGCCAUACUUAAACUUAUGUAAGUUCCUAAGAUUGUAAGUUCAGAGUAUAUUCUCCAGUAGAAAUUUUAUUAUAUUUGAUAACUUUAGCCAUGUAACCUGUAAUGGAUAAAGUUUAUCUAAAAAUCUCACUUAAACACUAAAGGUUAAUGCCAGUUUUUACAUAUAUAGUGCAAUUCAGGUUGUCUUGAAAAGCACUUUUGAUGGUGUGGUGGUUGAAUAAGGAAUUUUGCAGUAGAUGAAAUUGUUUUAAUUAGAAUUUGGAAAGAAGCCCCAUAGCACAUAUUUUUAUGUAGUUCAGAGCUAUGGAAACCCUGAGGAACUUGCUGCUUUUUUCUUCCAAAUGCUGCUUAGAUGGUGUUGAAAUGUGCACAACUCCUACAUAAACUUGGUGAGGACACCAAAAGUAUAAAAAUAAUGAAGUACUGUAUUAACUUAGCAAUUUUCCCAUCACAGAUUCCAUUGAGGUUUAUUAUGAAAUAUCUUCACCUUUUUUUGGCCAUUAGAUCUCUUCUGAUUGGUGCAUGCGCAAAUUUUCAGGUAAAAGAAUGCAUGCUUAUCUGCAAUGUACAUAUGACUUACCUGAACUAAACAGUCAGACCACAGAUACUAAAGAGGUUCUCUACAAGCAUAUGGCCCUGUUUCAAGUUUGCUUUCUAAAUUGUGUUUUUUUUUUUUGUCCUUUUUCUUACCUUGCAGUGAAAUCCUUUUAUACCUCGUCUAGCUGAGGAUGUAAAGCUUUUCUGUCAGGGGAACAUAAAGCUUUUCUGCCAGGGGAACUGAACGCCGAGUAAGCUGGGAUGAGAAUUUCCAUGAUCUGAGCCGGCCUGCACCGUGUGCUUGGUGGCAUCGUUUAUCUGUCGUGGUGUAGCCCAGCACACUUCUGGAGGUGCUUCUAGUUGAGGACUACGUAUGCCAGCUUCAGAAGUUCUCGUUCAGUAACCAGAUCGCUGUAAAUUCAGAUCCUAGCUUACCCAGGACUAGCUUCCCUGUGCAGACCACCAUUUGAGUGGACAAAAGGAUAAGCUCCUACCUUCAGUAGGCUACUUCAAGGGGUGUGCAAAAUGCUGUGCGGAAUUUUAACAUUCCCGCCCUUUGCUUUCUGCAGUACUGUUCCGUUUAAGGAAGUAAAGCUUCCUUGUAACAUGGGGAGAAUAACCAAUGUGAAAGUCUACCUUGAGCCAAAUUCGACGAGCACGCCUUUCCUUAUCUCCUGUUGCUGUACAUGGGCAGCCUGCGUUGUGGCCUGACGAUCCCCGUCCCCAACCAGCACUUCGCCGUAGCAAGUGGAAGUUCACCAUGCAGUCAGUUCAGCUGUUUUUCAAAAGCAUGCACCGUGCUCUCCGGUAUUUAUCUAGUUCUGGUAUGAGAGGACAGUCCUGGUACUUCAGAGCUCUUGGCUUUCUUGAUCAUUAUUGUUUUGUUCUGAUGUCCUGUAAAAUGGUAUGUUCAGGUUAACACGCUUCACAGGUCAUUUUGGAACUGGUGAAGUAUCUUUUUCAAAAUCAAAGUAAUCCAAACCUCAUGUACCUGUAGAUUAAAGAGAUGCAAACCCCUGCUUUGUGC